Messenger RNA from Blepharisma stoltei, 1227 nucleotides. The record is from the annotation of a GenBank genome assembly. Lineage: Eukaryota; Ciliophora; Heterotrichea; Heterotrichida; Blepharismidae.
AUGAGCGUAAUCACAUGCUUGAAAUGGGUUCCAAAAGGAUAUGCGCGCUCAGAGCCUCUUCUCGAAGAAGUCACAAUGAAUGACAUAGAAGAUAUCAAAGCUGCAGAAGGAGAGGACCUUAACAUGGACACAUAUGAUCAAGAAGAAGCCAUCCCAGUAUUCAGCAAUGUUGAAUACGAACCACAGCUUGAAAACAUUGAAGAUGAAGAGGAAGAAGACAACAAAAUCAACCCAGACGACGCUAUAAUUAUUACUGGAAACCAAAAAGGCGAUUUUAGUGAAGUCCAUGUCUUCAUAUAUGUGGAAAAUUCAGGGGCCUUAUACGUCCAUCACGAUUUUUUCUUAACAGCCUACCCAUUAGCCUUAGAGUGGCUUCCUUAUAACCCACAAACACCUAAUGAAGCUGGAAACUGUUUGGCAGUUGGAAGUUUCAUGCCUGAAAUCGAGCUUUGGAACUUAGACAUCAUUGAUGUCCUUGAACCCAUUGGAAGAUUAGGCGGCGUCAAGCGAGAAAAAGUCUCUGAAGGAAGUUCAAAAAAACGCAAAAGGACAAAAACCUACACAAAAGGAAGCCAUCAUGAUGCUGUGAUGGCUUUAGACAUCCACCCUACCAGAAAAAACAUUUUAGCAAGUGGCUCAGCAGACUGCAAAGUCAAGGUCUGGGACAUAAUUGAGCACGAGUGCAAAAUUACAUUAAGCCACCAUGAAGGAAAGGUGCAGUCAAUUGAAUGAAACCCAACUGAGGAAAAAAUCCUAGUGAGCGGUGGGCUAGAUGGCUCUGCUUUUGUGGUGGGCGUUGAUUCGCCUGACUCGUCAAAGCAAAUAAGAGUUCCAUCUGAAAUCGAAGCUGUCACUUGGAAUCCUUUUAAUCCUCUUGAGUUCUCACUUUCGACAGAAGACGGAUUUUUAUAUACAUAUGAUGCUAGAAAUCUGGGAAAACCACUAUACGAGGUCAAAGCACACAAUUCGCAAUGCACAAUUGCAUACAGUCCAGGCGUUCCUAAUUUAAUUGGAACUGCAAGCGUUGAUAAAACAGUGAAAAUUUGGCACGGAGAAGGGUUGAGAGGGAUUGCAGAAAGAGAUAUGAAAGUUGACUCACUGUUUUGUUUGGAGUUCUACAAAGAUUCACCAUUCACCCUCGCUACAGGUGGGACUGGAGGUGUUCUGGCAAUUUGGGAUACAGAAGAAAAUCAAAAUGUUUGCAAUUCAUUUUCCAGGGCUAAGUAA